This is a messenger RNA of Diabrotica balteata, 620 nucleotides long. NCBI's taxonomy places the organism in Eukaryota, Metazoa, Arthropoda, Insecta, Coleoptera, Chrysomelidae. The record is from the annotation of a GenBank genome assembly.
CCUUGAAUGUUGCAAUGAGUGAGUUAUUAAAUGAUGUUGCAGAGUACUUUGAAAAUAGUAAUUAAAUUUCUUUAAUUACUUAUAUUAUUUCGUUUUUUGUGUCUAAUAAAAACCGUUCAUUCUAUAGAACAGCGUUAUUAUGUUAAAAAUGAAGGUGCUAACAUUGACUUUUGUGGUGUUCUUACCUUACGUAAUUUCUCAGAAUAUUGCCCAGUUUACUCCACUGAUAGCUGCUCAUCAAGCAUGUGCAUCAAGAACUGGGAUACAACCCGAUUUAGUCAGUGGAAUGUUACAAGGAAGAUUUCCAAAUAAUCCGGUUUUAGCACAACAUUUGUUUUGUAUACAUCAACGGCUUGGGGUCCAAAAUUCUGAUGGAUCAAUAAAUAGAAACAGAGUAGAACAACUGGCUGGAACAAUCGCUCCAAAUGCGUCACCAGAAAGGGUCCAACAGGUCAUCAAUACUUGCGCAGUAGAUAGAGGUAGCCCAGAAACUACAGCCCUUGAAAUGGAUCGUUGUUUAUACAACUCAGCAGGUGCAGCUCUGGGAUAACUGUGAUUUGAAAUUGAGUUGUUUUUUCUUUUAUAUUUUUUCUGUUACAUUUUUGAGAUAGUAAACUUAA